AUGGGCGGCUCGGCCUUCAGCGCCGGCAACGCGCCGCUCCACACGCCGCGCAUGCCCAGGCCCGUCUACGACGCCGUCAAGCAGCGCUGCACCGCCGUCCUGGCCGAGCUGUACCACUGCGUCGGCACGCCGCUCGAGGGGCCCGGCAAGCUCGACUUUGGCGACGUGGACCUGGUCGUCGCGAGCCCGCGAGACGGCGGCGCUGCGUCCUCCCACGAUGCCCUGCGCAGCAUCGCGGUCGCCCUCGGAGCCGCGCGGGCCAUUUUCCGCGACAAAGCACCCUCCAGCCUGGCCCUCCCCUGGCCCGCCGCCGAUGACGACGACGACGACGACGACGACGACGACGACGACCAUGAUGGAUCCCGUGAGCGGCACGUCCAGGUCGACGUGUUCAUCUGCGCCUCCGCCGACGCCCUGCGCUGGCUGCUCUUCAAGCACGCCCACGGCGACGCGUGGAUCCUGCUCGGCUCCGUCAUCCGCCCCUACGGCCUGACCGUCGACGACGACGCGCUGUGGCUGCGCGUCGCCGACAUCGAGCCCGUCGACCGCGCCCGCGCAAAGGUGCGCCUCACCGCCGACCCGCACCGCGUCCUCGACUUCCUCGGCCUGCCCGUCGCGCGCUUCGCCGAGGGGCCCUUUGCCAGCGCCGACGACCUGUUCGAGUACGUCGCCCAGUGUCGCAUGCUCUGGGUGCCGCCGGCGGGGAGUGGCUCCGCCGACGACCACGGCGCCGCCGCAGACGCCGUCACGCUCAAGUCCAACGACCGCCGCCGCCUCAAGCAGCGCCCCGUCUUCCGCCGCUGGGUCGACGACUUCAUCCCCCGCUGCCGCGCGGCAGGCCGCUUCGCGACAGCGCAGACGACACGCGAGGCCACCACGAGCGAAGCCCUUGCCCGCUUCGGCGCCGAAGCCGCCUAUGCCGCACGCCGCACCGCCUUCCUGCAGGAGCGGCAGACGCUCGCGAUCCGCAACGAGCUGCAGCGCGCCGCGGUGACGGCUCCCAUCCCCGUCGACGUGGUGGCCACCAUCUACCGCGCGUGCCUGGCCAAGGCGCUGCGGGCCGUGGUGCUCGGCGGCGACGCGUCGUACGGCGUCGUGCCGGAGGAGGCGCUGCGCGGCGACGAUGGCUUCUUCUGCGUCGAGCGCGUCGAGGCGUUUGUGAGGCGCUGCCGUGAUGAGCUGGGUGCUGCGGCUAUGGAGCGCCAUUGGGUUCGGUUUGAGGCCUAUCACCGUGGCCGGCUGGCGGCCCGCGAGGCUGCUGCCACGACUGGCUGA
Messenger RNA from Hirsutella rhossiliensis, 1275 nucleotides. RefSeq lists its product as uncharacterized. The record is from RefSeq and is a predicted model, not a curated record. The transcript has a single exon. Bases 1 to 1275 code for a protein of 424 amino acids. Lineage: Eukaryota; Fungi; Ascomycota; Sordariomycetes; Hypocreales; Ophiocordycipitaceae.